This is a messenger RNA of Dunckerocampus dactyliophorus (ringed pipefish), 893 nucleotides long. It is a transcript of the gene mad2l1, whose product is annotated as MAD2 mitotic arrest deficient-like 1 (yeast). Lineage: Eukaryota; Metazoa; Chordata; Actinopteri; Syngnathiformes; Syngnathidae. Gene Ontology annotation, biological process: mitotic spindle assembly checkpoint signaling. Gene Ontology annotation, cellular component: kinetochore; nucleoplasm; cytoplasm. Bases 96 to 704 code for a protein of 202 amino acids. The record is from RefSeq and is a predicted model, not a curated record. The transcript has 5 exons.
CGGCGGGUACUCGCUUCGUCGCCGGACACACUAAACAAGAGUCGAAACGUAACAGAACUUUUUGUGUUAGCUAGAUAAUACAAGAUAAUCAAACAAUGACGAGCACGUUGAAAGGAAUUACUCUUAAAGGAAGUGCAGAGGUUGUGGCUGACUUCUUUUCUUUUGGCAUCAACAGCAUCUUGUACCAGCGGGGCAUCUAUCCUCCAGAGUCAUUCACCAGAGUCAGCCAGUAUGAUAUGAACCUCCAAGUCACCGACGAUCCCAAAUUGAAGGACUAUCUCAACAGCGUGGUGUCUCAGCUGAAAGCGUGGCUACUCGACUGCACGGUGCAGAAGCUGGUGUUGGUGAUCACGUGCCUGGAAACCAACGAGGUGCUGGAGAGGUGGCAGUUCGACAUUGAGUGCGACAAGUCGGCGAAAGAGUGCAAUGCACCAAGAGAGAAGUCCAUCAAGGCCAUCCAGAAUGACAUCCGCUCAGUGCUCAGACAGAUAACUGCCACGGUAACGUUCCUACCACUGCUGGAGACGCCGUGUGGUUUCAACCUCCUGGUCUAUACCGACAAAGACCUAGAGAUUCCAGAAAAGUGGGAGGAGUCCAGCCCGCACAUCAUCAGCCAAUCGGAGGAGGUCCGCCUGCGCUCGUUCACCACUUCUAUCCACAAGGUGACCAGCAUGGUGGCUUACAAGAAGGCAGACUCUUUCUAAACACACACAUUCAUUCAUAUCUAUGGACUCAGUUACGUUACAUGACCCUCUACAUCCAUAGCGUCAUUACCGGACAUUAAAAAUUACCAACAGACGUUUUGUGUUUGGUAUUUUUCAAAACACGAAAAAAUGGGUAAAACUGAUUAUAUUUCAUAGAACAUGGUACCAUAGAUUUGAUUUUAUAGAACA